AUGAUUAAUUCUUAUCUUCAAAAGUUAUUAGAACAAAGAUUCCCAACUCCAGAUUUGUCAUGUAGUACACCAAAAGAUUUCGCCAAUGAAAAGCUUCGUGUGAACAAAGAUUCUUCAAUAUUGUUACAUGAUGAAAUACUUGCGUCAAGUAUUCCAGUAGAACCACAUCCUGCUUUUGAAUAUGAAAUUAUAUCUUCAAAAUAUUUUGUAUCUCCUCAAGAAGAACCGCAAAACCAUAGUGACAGAACACUUGAUACCUUGAAUCGUGUUGUUAAAUUUCGUUCUUGUCCUACAGUUAAUUGUGAUGAUUCCGUGAAUAUCAAUUAUUGUAUUAAUGAACAAAUAGAAUGUACAGAUUUCACCACCGUUGAACUAAAAACCAGCGAUUUGAAACAUGAAUCCAGUUUCUUAAUUGAGAUUCCCAAAUUGCUCCAUGUACCAAAAUCUACGGUUAUAUACGAUUUGCCAGAAUGGAAUACAUCAGAUUCAUUAAAUGUUUUUGAUAUUGAGCCCGAGGCGAUCCAAAUUCCGGAUAAGUUUAUAUCUGACGUGAUUCCAAAGAUAAUCGAUUAUGAAAUGAAUUCAAUCGCAAAAUAUCAACUAGAUCCGUGUAUUAUCCAAAAUCAGUCUAAACAGAAUAUACCACAUUGGAAGUUAGCAAAAUGGUCGCUCAAUUAUGAGUAUCAUUAUCCAAAUAUCAAAUCAUUCAUACAAUUCAUUAUUGAUCAAAAUAGAAUAACUGAAAGUAGUAAAUAUUUUGUGUACCCUGUGACAAGAUUCGAUCAUGAUCAUACUAAAAAGAGAUCAAUACAUCGACUUCGUGAAUUUUUCAUGAAACAUUUUCAUGAUGAUGAGUUGUGGCAAUUACCGAAACAUAUAUUGAUUGAAGAAAUGUCUUGGAAUCCAUUUGGUUUUGAUCUUGAAUGGUUUAUUGACAGACAUGUUGAGGAAGUUGUUGAUGUGGGUCAAAUAAACCAAUUAUCAAAAAUAACUGUCUGGAGGGAACCCAAGUUGAAAUAUAUCCCAACAAAAGAAGAUUUGGUUAAUGAUCCUUAUGACAGUAUACACGAAGAGCCACCAAAAGAACCGCCACCAACUCAUUCGGUGCAAACCCAAUUUCAAACAAAUAUGGCCACUUAUCAAAACGAUACUGCCGAAAUUGAAAAAUUAGCAUCACUUCGCAAGAAAAGAAGAAUUGGUGUUGAUUCAAGCAUUAUAUUACCACCUGAAAUCUCCACUUUACUGUUUGUUCAUCAUAAUAAUACACUUACUGAAGAAGAGUCUUUUUCAAUACCAGAACCAAGUGAGAUAUCUAAGGAGGAAAAGGAAACAAUCAACUAUAACUUUUCUUCCACGCAAUACAUAAUCAUAAAUCAAACAUUAUGGGAUAUGGAUUACCAACUAGCAAAUAGAUUAAAUGAUACAAUUCAAAUCAUUGAAUCUAAACUUUCUUAUCCAAUAGAUAUAAUAAUUAAUGCAAGCAUUGGAAUUGUAAUAACUUCAUCAGAAUAUCUCAUUCAAGUUGAUUCAGACAACAACUUCCUAAUUUUAAAAGAGUUGAUUCAUUGUAAAAUGUAUCUUCUGGAGGUAUAUGUAGUUGCAACAAUAUCCAAUCCUUGGUUUCUUGAACAUUGUGGAGAAAACUUCCAGAAAUUGCAAAUUCUUGCGUUGGGAUUUGACAUCAAAAUUGUUCUUGUCAUUAAAGAAGAAUUAUUCCAGUAUAUAAUUGACUUAAUCAACCUUGAAGGACCUGAAGUUGUGAACAACUUUAUUGAUCAGACAAGCCAAGAGUGUUCGUUUUUAUGUGAAUGUGGAUUAUCAUAUUUCCAAAGUAUUCGAAUCAUUGAAGAAUUUGGAUUUCAUGAAUUCAUCACCAGUAAUAUCCAAGUCAAGUUGGAUAGGUUUUCAAACAUCAUACCAUCGGAACUACUCGUAUGUAUAUGA
Messenger RNA from Candida tropicalis MYA-3404, 1944 nucleotides. RefSeq lists its product as uncharacterized. The record is from RefSeq and is a predicted model, not a curated record. Lineage: Eukaryota; Fungi; Ascomycota; Pichiomycetes; Serinales; Debaryomycetaceae. The coding region runs from base 1 to 1944 and encodes 647 amino acids. The transcript has a single exon.